Messenger RNA from Pecten maximus, 1945 nucleotides. RefSeq names its product polypeptide N-acetylgalactosaminyltransferase 1-like. Gene Ontology annotation, cellular component: Golgi apparatus. Bases 127 to 1902 code for a protein of 591 amino acids. NCBI's taxonomy places the organism in Eukaryota, Metazoa, Mollusca, Bivalvia, Pectinida, Pectinidae. The record is from RefSeq and is a predicted model, not a curated record. The transcript has 3 exons.
GAAACACCAACCUCACUAUUCAGCGUAAAACAGCUAAAAAUAACCGUACGAUUCACUGAGACAGCCCCGAUAUCUGUACCUGUUGACGUGCGCGUGUGUUAAGUCAGUAAAGGCACGUGACACAUAAUGGCGAGGUCAGCGCGAGCGACGUGCAGGUUUCGGAAACUUCUGUCUAUCCUGCUCCUGUUUAUCCUAGGACAGACUUGGAUCAUCCUUAUGUCACUUCCCCAGUCAUUCCGACAGUUGGAAAUCGAGAGCGUCGAACUAGCACAGAGACAUCGUGAGGUGUCGCACAGACUAAGUGUCAUUGAGGACCAGAAAUAUACGUCAAAACUGGACAGAACUCUACAAACUAUCCUCGCCCGUCAUCAGACCUCUGUCGACACCAAAACCUUCAAUUACAAUAUAUCGGCUGGAGACUCCAUUUCCGUCCGACGUUCCAUCCCAGACACCAGACAUCCGGAAUGUCUAAAUAUCUCGUAUCCAAUGGAAACUGUUCUAACAGUGUCUGUUGUGGUGAUUUUCCACAACGAGGCUCUGUCCACUCUUCUCCGGACUGUCCAUAGUAUCAUAGACAGGUCCCCCGCAGAAGCUCUCAAGGAGGUUAUCCUCGUGGACGAUGCCAGCACGAUUAUGUAUCUUUGGGACGAUCUAGAUAUGUAUUUGUCGCUGGUACCCAAAGCUAGGGUGUUAAGGAACCACCAGAGGGCGGGACUGGUCAGGUCGAGGAUGAACGGGGCCCGAAAUACCACGGGUGACGUUUUGGUGUUCUUUGACGCCCACAUGGAGUGUAACACGCGCUGGUUGGAACCGCUAUUGCACAUGCUCCAGGCCGAACCCACUGCCGUUUUACAGCCUUCAGUUGACAUAAUAGCUGCCAAAUCCAUGGAAUAUUAUGCCUUCAACCGGGGACCAAGGUUCCGGGGUGGUUUCGGCUGGGAUCUAAGGUAUGCUUGGUUUAUGGUACCCGAGUAUUUGGAACUGGCCAUGACAUCCAGGACUACACCAUUCAUUACACCUGUCCUCGUGGGGAACGCCAUCAUCGUCCGAAGGGAUCACUUCUUUAGGAUCGGGGGCUUCGACGAGGGGCUUGACAUCUGGGGAGGGGAGCACUUUGACCUGUCCUUCAAGAACUGGCUGUGUGCCGGGAGAGUACUCACCGUUCCUUGCUCCAAAGUCGGACAUCUUUUCAAGGAGGGCUUAAGUUACAGUUUCGAUGGUGACCGCAAAACCAUUAUAAGAAAAAAUAUGAUGAGAGUAGCGGAAAUAUGGAUGGAUGAGUAUAAAGAUUUAUUUUACAAAACUAGUCGAGCACGAGAUGCCUUCUUUCCUAAGCUUGACCAAAUAUCUCUGAAAAGACAGAAGGAUUUCAUAAAGUCUUUACAUUGUAAGCCUUUCCGUUGGUAUCUUAAGAGCGUACUUCCGGAACAGAAAGUGCCCCCUGUUGACGCUGCUUUCUACGGGGAGAUAACCAAUGUGAGAACGUCGGCAUGUUUUACUGUUUUGGAUGACCAGUUCAUAGGGAUUACAUUCGAGUGUUUUAAGUACAGAAUUCUUCCUUUCAAUUCAUUUACCUUUACAGUGAAUAGUGAAUUCAAAUACAACGAGAAGUGUGUCUUUGUUGAUAGCCAGAACCUUUUUCUGAGAGUAGGCACUUGCGGUGCGGCACGCGGGGUGCUUUCCGGAAGGUGGUUGUUCCCGACCGAAAAUCCCGUCUCGUCGAUUGGAACUCUUAUGUUCGAGAUAACAGGCGGUAUUGAGAUGCUUUGCGUCCGACACGUCACGGGUGUUGUACCAAACGUCCACUUCAAAGAACAAAUGGCACAGGCUAUAAAGUGCAACAACAGUGCUAAUUUUGCGGCGUCCUAUCAGAACUGGUCAUUCAUGUAUAAACUUGUUUGAAAAAUUAUUGAAAUCAUGUAAAGUAUAUUAAAGUACUUAAAAU